AUGACAGUGCUUAGGUCUAUUAGGACCUUCAUUUGGGGUGAAAAACCUUCAAACCCACAAGAAGCUAAGCUUUUGAAGAAAAUUGACUGGUUCGUAUUAUCAUUUGCUUGUUUGUUGUACUGGAUUAACUAUGUUGACAGACUUAACGUUGCUAACGCAUAUGUCUCUGGAAUGAAAGAAGAUCUCAACAUGGCCGGUAACGACUAUAAUAAGAUCAACACAGUUUUCACUGUGGGGUAUACCGUUUUUCUCAUUCCACAUAACUUGGUUCUUUUAAAAGUUAGACCAAAGUAUUGGUUAUCAUUCUGUGGGUUCGCAUGGGGAUUGUUGACCUUAGGUAUUUACAAAGUUACAGACUACAAGCAAAUUCUUGUCAUAAGAUUCUUCCAAGCUGGAUUUGAAGCUUCCACUUUCGUCGGGGUCCAUUUAAUCUUGGGUUCUUGGUACAAAGAAGAAGAAUUAACAAAGCGUUCAGCUAUCUUUACCUCAGCUGGGUUGAUUGGAAAUAUUUUCUCUUCCACAAUGCAAGCUGCGAUCUACACCAACAUGGAUGAUUUGAAUGGGCUUGCUGGUUGGAGAUGGUUAUUCAUUAUCGAUUUUAUUAUCACGAUGCCAAUUAUUUUGUAUGGUUUCAUAUUCUUCCCAGAUACUCCAGAAACUUGUAAUGCGUUUUAUUUCAAUCAGGAUGAGAUUGAACUAGCCAAAGCAAGAGUUCCUCAGAGAGAGAUAACUAAAUUUGACUGGUCUAUUUUCAAGAGAGUAGUUGGUAAAUGGCACUGGUGGUUAUUCUCCUUCCUCUGGGUACUUGGAGGAGAAAAUGAAUCUUAUGGUACCAAUACGGUAUUUGCACUUUGGCUAGAAUAUUUUGGCUACUCUGUUACUGAGAGAAACCACUACCCCAUGGGUGUUUAUGCGGUUGGUAUAGUGGCAACAAUUUGCUCUGCUCUCUACGUCGACAACACUGGAGCCAAGUAUCACUGGAGAAUUGCUUUAUUAAUUAUGACAUCUAUGCUCAUCUCAACUAUAAUAUUCCUUGCUAGACCAUUGGACGAUUCAUUUUUAUUUGCAUCACAGUUCUUGUCGGGUAUCUCUUACGCUGGCCAAGCAACCUUCUUUGCGUGGGCUAAUGUUGUAUGUCAACACGAUUUAGAAGAACGUGCUGUCGUAUUGGCUUCAAUGAAUAUGUUUAGUAAUGCAGUUAAUGCAUGGUGGUCCAUUUUGUUCUAUGCCGCUGAUACGGCUCCUAAGUUUAGAAAAGGUUGUUACGCGAUGUUGGCCACUUCUAUUGCAAGUGGACUUGUGGCAUGUGCAAUGAGAUACUUGCAGAUUAAAGAUCAGAGUAAAGAACAAAAAGAAAUGGGGGAAUUGGUGGACGUGGAAGCCCUCUCUGUGUCGUCGCAAGAACUUCUGCCUACUAAGGAAGUAGCUGUUGCUACAGAAGAAUCAGUGAAAUCUGACUGA
This is a messenger RNA of Dujonia railenensis, 1461 nucleotides long. The record is from the annotation of a GenBank genome assembly. Lineage: Eukaryota; Fungi; Ascomycota; Pichiomycetes; Serinales; Debaryomycetaceae.